Jatropha curcas is the source of this 3048-nucleotide messenger RNA. Its product is annotated as putative lysine-specific demethylase JMJ16. Gene Ontology annotation, biological process: regulation of gene expression; chromatin remodeling. Gene Ontology annotation, cellular component: nucleus; chromatin. Gene Ontology annotation, molecular function: histone H3K4me/H3K4me2/H3K4me3 demethylase activity. Lineage: Eukaryota; Viridiplantae; Streptophyta; Magnoliopsida; Malpighiales; Euphorbiaceae. The record is from RefSeq and is a predicted model, not a curated record.
CCUUUUCGUGCACCCUGAGGGCAUAAUGGUAAUUUAGAAAAGUGAGAAAGGUCAAGACUUCAUAGACGAACGAAGGCGAAGCAACGCAAAAUACUUGUUUAACAUCACCUGUGUAAUAUAGCAUCUGGUAUCAUCAUUGCUCGCAAUCUCUCCUCUUGGGCUUAAGAGUUCUGAUGGGGAUAAAGCGCAAAAGAACUGGUCAAAAAAAUGAAAUUGCAGACAAACUUUCAGCCCCACCUGGUUUUGUGUCUCUGACAUCCUUUAAGUUGAAGAAAAUAGAAAGUAAUGAACCAACCAGCCAUUCCAUGGCCUCUGGAAGUACGUCCAAAGAAAAUCCAGUCCAGAUGGAUUCAAUAUAUGACGGAAUUGAUGUUGCAUCAUUGAAGAGAUCUUUUUGGCAUCGACCAUGGAUGCUUGACGAUCAGAACAAUCAAAAACAGGAGGAAUCUGAUUCUGAACAAGUUUUCAUGGAUUUUCCUCCAAGAAAAUGCCUCCCGAAAGGGGUUGUCCAUGGAUGCCCAGAUUGUAGUAAUUGUUUGAAGGUAAUGGCUAGGUGGCGUCCAGAAGAUGCAAGAAAAGAUAUCCUUGAAGAGGUUCCUGUUUUCCACCCAACCAAAGAGGAAUUUAGAGACACAUUAAAGUAUAUUGCAAGUAUACAUCACCAAGUAGAGCCAUAUGGAAUUUGUCGUAUCAUUCCUCCCCCUUCAUGGAACCCUCCCUGCCUUAUUAAGGAGAAAAAAGUUUGGGAAACAACUCCUUUUGUUACACAUACUCAACGGGUAGAUGGGUUUCAAAAUCAGUAUAUACAGGGAAAAUUGGCUAGAAUUUGUGAGAAUGGAGGCUGUAAGAGGAAAAGCAGCUUCAAGAUAGAUUUGGACCACAGAGUUGGUGAUGGAUGCACCAUUGAUCCUGAUGGAACUGGAUGCUCCCAUGUUGAGGGCUUUGAAUCUGCAACUGGUCCGGAAUUUACUCUUGAGGCUUUCAAAGCAUAUGCAGAUGAUUUCAAGAGCCAAUAUUUUUCUGUCAGAAGUAAGGUUGUGGGUUCAGAUGUGCACCCCACUGUGCAUCAAGAGAAAUGGGAACCAUCAUUGGAUAUUAUUGAGGGUGAAUAUAGACGAAUAGUUGAGAACCCUACUGAAGAAAUUGAGGUGCUUUGUGGAGCAGACCUGGACACUGGAGUUUCUGGCAGUGGAUUUCCUACUAAAUCCAGCUUCUCAAUAUCCGAUUGCCAUGAAUAUUUGAAAUCCGGCUGGAACUUAAACAAUACACCUAGGCUUCCGGGCUCUCUUCUUUCUUUUGAAAGCUAUAAAGUUUCUGGUUGUCUAGUGCCAAGACUAAAUAUUGGAAUGUGCUUCUCAUCAUUUGGUUGGAAUGUUGAAGAGCACCACUUAUACUUGCUUUGUUACAUGCAUUUUGGUGCCCCUAAAAUAUGGUAUGGCAUCCCUGGGAGAUAUGGUAUCAAGUUUGAGGCUGUUAUGAAGAAAGACCUUCCAGAUAUUUUAGUGGAACAGCCCAAAUUGCAGGACAGGCUGGCCACUAAACUAUCUUCAUGUGCAUUGAAAGACUCAGGCAUACCUGUUUAUCGUUGCAUUCAGCAUCCUGGGGAGUUUGUUCUUGUCCUUCCAGGAGCAUAUUAUUCAGGAGUUGAUUCUGGCUUUAAUUGUGCUGAAUCAGUAAAUGUUGCUCCAAUUGACUGGUUACCAUAUGGACAGAAUGCUGUAGAACUGUACUGUGGAUGGGGGAAAAAGACAUUAAUUUCCCAUGAUAAGAUAUUGUUGGGUGCAGCAAGUGAAGCUGUAAGGGCAUGUUGGGAAAUUUCACUGUUGAGGAAGAACAAUUUAGAUAAUUUAAGAUGGAAAGAUGCUUGUGGAAAAGAUGGUAUCUUAGCAAAAUCGCUUAAGUCACGUGUGAAGUUCGAACACAGUAGAAGGGAAUACCUUUGCUACUCUUUACAGUCACAGAAGAUGGACAAAAACUUUGAUGCUUCAAGCAAAAGGGAAUGCAGUAUAUGUUUCUACGAUUUACAUCUGUCUGCAGUAUGGUGUCCGUGUUCUGCUGAUAGAUAUUCAUGUCUUAAGCAUUCAAAGCAACUAUGCUCCUGUGCUUGGAGCGAAAAGAUCUUUCUAUUUCGUUAUGAAAUGAGCGAGUUAAAUACUCUUGUUGAAGCCGUGGAAGGAAAACUAAGCGCGGUCUACAAAUGGGCUAAAGAGGUUCUUAAACUAUCUCUAUUCUACUCCAUCUCUGAAGAUAGUGCACAACCACUGAGGCCUACAGGCAAUCUGGUGCCUCAUGUAAAAGAAUCAGGAGCAGGAGAGCACACAUCCCAACGUGCAACAACAAACAGGGAUACUGUUUCAAUCAUCAGGGAAGAAAUGAGGGCACGGCUGCUCCAUGCAAGAUCCUCGAAUGUACAAAAGCCAAAGCAGAACAUAACAGCAUCUACAUUUGUUUCAACUGCUGCUGCUGUUGAUAAUGAUUCUUUAUUACUAUCAACAUCAGAAAGUACAAGCUCAAGUUCAUCGGAGUAAAGGACAUCAUAUAUUUGCAAGAAGCCAUCAAAUUCAUCAGAGUGAAGGAGAUCAGAUAUAUGCAAAUUUUGUGGCUUCGUGUAAAACAUUCCUGCUUGCCAUCCUGAAGCAGAAUUCAUGUUGCACCAGUAUCCAUGUGGUACCUUUAGUACAUACAACUUGGCAACUUGCUUGCAGUUCCAGUCAGGAAGGGGAUUUUAUUAGGCAAAGAAAUGAAAGUUUUCCUCUUGGCGUGCAAAGUCGAGAAAAUGUUACUAAGUCUGCUUAAUGGUUUAUUAACAACCAUCUGCAGCGUUAUCCAUCAUAGCAGUCUCGAUUUAUUAAUGACGAAAUGAUCUUCAGGUGAUAGAAAAGCUGACUUGUUGUUGUAUGCUUUUUCCUUCUGUUUUCUCUUUGUUCUUUUUGCAUUCCUUUUAUCCAAGAACUUAGGCAUUAACGAUGGAUUAUGUUGGAUUAAGUAUAUUAUAAAAUAUAUUGCUUAGGACUUAAGGUGCAUGAUAAAGACUUCCCAUUUUUUUUA